GUGUCUGGCUGAUCCAAAAGUCCGCUUUGCGUCACCCUGUGAGGACAGGCAGGCUUAUAAAGCGCAGCAACGCUCCACAACCGCACAACACUUCAUUUUUUCCUUUUUCUUUUGUCGAGAUCAACAGUAAACCGACGUCAAAAUGAGACUGUACCUCGCAGUUGCCGUACUGAUGCUGGCCUUUGUGGCUUACACAGAGGCUCAGGAUGGAGAUCAGACCUACACUCAGCUAAAAGACCAGAUCACAGAGUUUGGCAAGACUUUUGCUGAGAAGGCCAAAAACACAUUUGAGACCAUUCAUAAUAGUGAAUUUGCAGAGACCACCAGGAACUGGUUCACUUCAGCAUUUGAUAAGUUAAAGACCAAGUUUGAAGAGAUAAACCAAAACAAGUAGAUGUGGUUCCUUUGUCCAUGCUGCUAUCUGUUCUGCUCCACCAACCCUGCCAACCCUCCGCCCACCAGCUUUAGAUACUGAAAUGUUUCAUGACAUUGCACUGCACCUUGACGAGACGGCUAGCAUGCCUGUCUGUGAACAAUUAUUGUUACUGUAAUUUUCUGCAGGAGAAAAGAGGAAUUCAAAUAAUUCUGGUAAAAAAAAAUUCUGGCAACAAAAUUGUUUGUCAGCAAACAAAAUAAAAUUCUUUAUAAACCAGAAAA
Molecule: messenger RNA, 657 nt
Organism: Oryzias latipes (Japanese medaka)
Lineage: Eukaryota; Metazoa; Chordata; Actinopteri; Beloniformes; Adrianichthyidae
Gene: apoc1
Product: apolipoprotein C-I
Biological process (GO): very-low-density lipoprotein particle clearance; negative regulation of lipid catabolic process; triglyceride metabolic process
Cellular component (GO): extracellular region; high-density lipoprotein particle; very-low-density lipoprotein particle
Molecular function (GO): phospholipase inhibitor activity; fatty acid binding
Source: RefSeq, a predicted model, not a curated record